Varroa destructor (honeybee mite) is the source of this 16621-nucleotide messenger RNA. Its product is annotated as midasin. Gene Ontology annotation, biological process: ribosomal large subunit export from nucleus; ribosomal large subunit assembly. Gene Ontology annotation, molecular function: ATP binding; ATP hydrolysis activity. The record is from RefSeq and is a predicted model, not a curated record. Gene Ontology annotation, cellular component: nucleus; preribosome, large subunit precursor. NCBI's taxonomy places the organism in Eukaryota, Metazoa, Arthropoda, Arachnida, Mesostigmata, Varroidae.
CUAGAUCACGGCGCAUACUAGUGCUGUGAUGUACGUAUUUACUUGUGAACGUUGUUAUUAAGAACGAGGCAAUAGGUUCCUGCUAAAGAAUCACUCGAUUAGUGCGGCGAGUGCCGAAAUCUGUGUAUUGCGAAUCCGGUAUUAUAUGCGCAUGACUGUGGUAUGUUCUCGUUUAAAGAAAAUAAAUCUACGGUGUAAUUUUCGCAAAGCGUAGAUGCCUAUAUAACGUGGCGCGAUGAUAUCGAAAGAGCUGCAGCCGAGGCUCGAAACCUUACAAGAGGUAUGCCGGGCCUGUGGAAAAACCGUGGAAGCACGAUACUCGAAGGAAAAAAUAUCUUUUGUCGAAAGUUUGUCUGCACAGUUGCUUGUCAACGGUCAUAGCCAGCACAUUCAGGAGGUGUUUCCUGAUCUGCUAGUUGACCUGCUGAAUCGCUUGCGGAGCACGGCUUGCAUAGAGGAAGUCGGAUGCGCUUUGUCCAGUUUGAUUGUGAAUCGUAACUACAACUCACGACAGAUCAUCAGCUGGGCGGAAGAGUUUUUCACGACAAAGGACACUGCGUCAUUGUUGGCCCGCUUCUCUGUCACGGAACAGCCGCCCACGAAAAAAAGCAAAAAAUUGUCCUCAAAUAUCAGCGACCUUGACGUGCUCCGGACUGCCUAUGUUCUGCUCUGUACAAAUCCAGAUUUAUACAGAUCACUCUGGGAUUGGAGUUGUUUGACGCAUAUUUUGCAAGAGUCGCAAAAGAGCGAAACGGUGGAAAAUAAUCCCGUCUUACAAUGGAUCGCAUGUCACUGUUUGGCACUUGUUUGUCGUUUGAGCCCAUCAGAUCUGGACAAUCUACUUCGAAGGCACAUUAAAAAUGAAGAAGUAUUUAUUAGCAUUCGACAGAAUGAGUUUCAUUCGUCAAUUGAGACGAAAACCCGCUUAAGCUUUGAGCCAAUUUCGUCGCUGGGUGAGAGGAGAUGUCAUACUAUUAAUGUGGAGGGUAUAACGCUUAUGAAAAAGUGGCAGCCAGAUACAAAGGAAAACCAGUCACAAAUUCAGCAAAAAUCAGAUGUAUCUACUUUGCCAAGCAUCGUACGGACGCCUUCAAUUUGCUCCGCGCUCCGUGAAACUGCAUCUGCUAUAGUGUCUUUGCGUCCUGUUCUCAUCACGGGCUCAAUUGGUGUGGGUAAAACCCUUCUUGUGGAAGAGUUGGCUCGUAUGACAGGCAACAGAUUAGUCAAAGUACAGCUUGGAAACCACGCCGAUAGCAAGAUGCUGGUGGGCUCCUACUGCUGCACGGAUAUUCCGGGGAAGUUCUGUUGGCAACCCGGUCUGGUUUACCAGGCAGUGACCAAUGGGCAGUGGCUUCUUCUGGAGGAUCUCGACUUUGCUCCAGUCGACAUUGUGACCUUACUAAUGCCUCUUAUUCAGGAGCGGAGACUCCCUGGAGUAAAUCUGGAUGGUGGCCUGACAGCUGCAAGUGGAUUUCGUCUUUUCACGACGAUGCGGCUACUGGGAGGGGAUAAAGCCCACGGGAGAGUUCAACACCAGGGCCAUUCAGAAAUGGUCGGCUCCUGCCAAGCCAUUGAGGGCUUAUUGACCAAGGUUCACGUGUCGUCUCCAAAUGAUGCAGAGCUAGAACAGAUAUUGGGUAGUCAUGCACCGAUUCUACAACCUUUUCUUCCCAAAAUUAUCCAUCUUUACCGUCGACUACAAACACGGCUACAAGAGGAAGGUCACUGUAAACGAGUGAUAUCCCUCAGAGAUCUCGUUAAGCUGGCUAAGAGAUUAGCAGAAAAUUUCCGUUUGGAUUGCUCUAAUCCUGAAGAAUUGUUUUUGGAUGCUGUAGAUUGCCUAAUCGAAUUUAUAGACUCUCCCUCCUUGAAAUUAUCGUUGGCUCAGGCAUACUUAGGUCCCAUAUUCAAUAUGGGGCCAAAUGAUGUGAAGCAUAUUGUUGAGCAGCGGAAGCCUAACGUGCAGUUGGACGAAAAAUCCAUCACUGUCGGACGUUGCUCUGUCAGUAAGAGACCGCUAAUGACUGCCAUGGAAAAGUUGCAGUUGCAGGAAUAUGGGACCACGGGUGAUAAGUUUGCCCCAACUCGUGUGUCCCUUAACGUGCUUGAGAAGAUCAUCCGUUGUAUCACCUGCAAGGAGCCUGUUCUUCUUGUUGGAGAAACUGGGACAGGCAAGACUACAGUCGUGCAAUAUUUAGCCCGCCACACAAACAAUCGCUUGACGGUGAUUAAUUUAAAUCAGCAAACAGACAUUGUCGAUCUAAUCGGAGGAUUUAAGCCCGUUGCCUCAACGUUCACUGUACUUAACUUUAUUAAUGAACUGAGGGAUCUCCUUAAUGUACGGAAAAAACUACUAGAAGGGAAUCGCAGUUUUCUAGAAACUCUUAUGAUCUCCUAUGAGCGAAAAGCUCUGGGGAAGGUAUGUGCCGCAAUUUCAGAGACGUGUAAGCAAAUGGCGGACGCUGUGAACGCAAGCAUCAUACAAAUCGGUGGCAACUGGCAAGAGAAACUUAAAGAUCUCGGAAUGAGGGCGCAUGCCGUUAUGACACAACUUGCGAGCGACAAGCUAGGGAACGAACGGAUGUCAUUCGCAUUUAUUGAGGGUUCUUUAGUGAAGGCCAUGCGUCGCGGGGACUGGAUCCUGCUAGACGAGAUCAACCUUGCCGAGACUGAGAUGCUCGAAUGUUUAGCUUCUAUUCUUGAAUAUGGCCAACUUCUUCUACAGGAGAAGGGAGAAGCUGAUCCAGUACAAUGUCACCCGAAUUUUCGAAUAUUCGCAUGCAUGAAUCCGGCCACAGAUGUCGGAAAGAAAGAUCUACCAGUUGGUAUCCGUAACCGUUUCACAGAGCUCUACUUUGAAGAGAUAGUUCAAUUUCCGGACCUUCAAUUGGUUGCCCACAGUUAUCUUGGGGGAGCAUCUCCAGUCGUUGUUGGGCAAUGCGUUGACCUUUACCUGCGAUUGCGAGAGCUUGGCCGUACCAAACUCGCCGAUGGCACAGGACACCGACCACACUACAGCCUGCGUACGCUCUGUCGGGCUACGCGUUUUGCUGGUCGAAUGAUUCAGGACUGUCAACAAGCAGAUCGGGCAAUCUACGAAGGAUUCUGUUUAAGCUUCAUCACACAAAUGGAUCCCGUUUCUCAUAAGCUUGUACAGAAUGAAAUCACCAGGGCUAUCCUGGGCCCCAAGGCUGCUAGUCUUCUUGGUGAACAACUAAAACAACCAUCUGGUGGCAACUUUGUCCAGCUUGAAGGAUACUGGGUACCUUGUGGUGACGAAAAGCCUCAAACUCCUGAAGACUACAUUUUGACUAACACAGUACGAGAAAACUUGAAAGAUCUUGCUAGAGCAGUCAGCGCACGACAGCAUCCGGUGCUUAUUCAAGGAGAAACGUCCGUAGGGAAAACAAGUCUGAUCACCUAUCUAGCGAAAUGCACGGGGAAUAAAUGCGUUCGUGUCAACAAUCAUGAACAUACGGAUAUUACUGAAUAUAUCGGCCAAUAUAUUGCGGAUAAGAACGGGGCUCUCGUUUUUAAGGAGGGAGUCUUGGUGGAGGCAAUGCGUAAAGGCCACUGGAUCAUUUUAGACGAGCUCAAUCUUGCGUGCUCUGAAAUUCUCGAAGCAUUAAAUCGGGUGCUUGAUGAUAAUAGAAAACUCUUCAUAUCGGAAUCACAAACAGAGGUCACUGCCCACCCGAAAUUUAUGCUGUUUGCAACCCAAAACCCGCCGGGGACAUAUGCGGGUAGAAAAGUACUUUCACGAGCCUUCAGAAAUCGUUUCAUUGAGCUCCACUUUAAUGAACUUCCACCAUCGGAGUUGGUAACGAUUCUGUCAAAGCGUUGUGCAGUGUCGCCGACCCAUGCAACGAAAAUGAUUCGCGUCAUGUCAGAAUUGCAACUAGAGCGAAAGGGUUCAGGGAUCUUUGCUGGAAAGCAGGGAUUCAUAACACUCCGGGAUUUAUUCCGGUGGGCGGAACGCUAUCGCCGAGUUGAAAGAACUGGGUUUCACGAUUGGGACCAGCUGCUCGCCGAUGAGGGGUACAUGCUUCUAGCGGGACGAGUCCGACGUAAUGAAGAAGAGCAGAUUAUUUGUCGGGCGCUCAGGAAGGUUUUCAAACGUGAGGUCGACAGAGACGCGUUAUGGAGCAGCUCAGAUACAACGAAGUCUGUACGGGAAAUGUUAGACAAAUGGGAAUGCGAGACUAGUGCCUGUGAUAAAGACAACUUUGCCCAUGUGGUUUGGACGAAAAACGCCCGCCGUCUUGCCGUUUUAGUCGGACAAGCUCUGAAGUUUGGGGAGCCCGUAUUGUUGGUUGGCGAAACCGGGUGUGGCAAAACAACCGUGGUUCAGUUGUUUGCAAGAAUGCACGGUCGUCGAUUGUACUCUGUAAACUGUCAUAUGCACUCGGAGGCGGCAGAUUUCAUUGGAGGUCUUCGGCCAUACAGAGGACGAACAAGUACCGAUGAGUUGUCCAAAGAGAACUAUACGGAAACGGAGUCUAACGAUGACUCUGGAAGGUUGUUUGAGUGGAAUGAUGGCCCCCUCGUGAAAGCCAUGCAAAGCGGAGAUUUCUUUCUCGCGGAUGAGAUCUCAUUGGCAGAUGAUUCCGUUCUGGAGAGGCUCAACUCCUUGCUUGAAAUCGAGAAGACGAUCUUCAUAGCAGAAAAAGGCGAUGGCGUAUGUAUAUCAGCUGCCGCGAAUUUUUGGUUUGCGUCAACGAUGAACCCCGGUGGGGAUUUUGGUAAAAAGGAGUUAUCACCCGCUCUGCGAAAUCGGUUUACCGAAAUUUGGUGUCCUUCGAAUUUGUGCGAUGACGAUCUCCUUUGUGUGAUCCAGCAUAACCUUGCGGAAAAUGAUAGCGUCAAUGAACAAGCCAAGCAGUGGAUAGCCAACGGCAUGAUGGAAUUUAUGCGUUGGUUUGAACAGGAAGAAUUUGGAAAGAGGACCGUAAUAUCGCUGCGUGACAUCCUGUCGUGGGUAAACUUUAUCAACGUCUAUGCGCACCGUCUAAAUGCGGAGACAGCGUUCGUUCACGGCGCCGCCAUGAUCUUUCUGGACUCUUUGGGCACAAGAAACGCGUCAGAGCAGGGAGACAACCUCAAAACAGCUCGUACUAAAGCGCUUGGGGUGCUAAUGGCAAGCAUGCCUAACCCUGAUUUAUGUUUGCUGGAAGAUCAAUGCCUAUCAAUUCGCGUGACGGAUAAGCAUCUCGCAGUGGGUCCAUAUAAGUUACUCAAACAUGCAGGCGCCCCCACGCGUUUACUCGAGUUCAAUUUUUCGGCGCCGACAAGCUGCAGCAAUGCGAUGCGUAUUUUACGUGCUAUGGGACUCCAGAAGCCCCUCCUAUUAGAAGGAGUGCCUGGCGUUGGAAAGACAAGUAUUGUUAUUGCGCUUGCAAAACAAUGCGGAAAACAGAUAACGCGGAUUAAUCUAUCAGAACAAACAGAUAUCGCUGAUUUAUUCGGAGCCGAUCUUCCGGUUGAAGGAGGUGUCGGCGGACGCUUCCGAUGGCGUGACGGACCGCUCUUACGGGCGUUAAAACGAAGUGAUUGGAUACUUCUCGAUGAAUUGAAUUUAGCUUCCCAAAGCGUACUUGAGGGCCUAAACGCUUGUCUUGACCAUCGUGGCGAAAUCUUUGUCCCUGAGUUAAGUCGGACCUUCGCUGUUAAGCGCGGCCAAACACGAAUAUUUGGAUGCCAAAAUCCUCACAGGCAAGGCUGUGGACGAAAAGGUCUUCCAAAGUCGUUCCUUAAUCGCUUCACCCAGGUGUACAUGGAACCCCUGACCGAAGAGGACUUGUACCUGAUUCUUCGGCUUCUAUUCCCAUCAUUGGAUGCCGGGCAGUUGAAGUCCAUGGUUCAGUUCAACUCUGUCCUAUGUGACGAGGUCCAAACACGAGGUUUGUGGGGCCACAAUGGUGCGCCGUGGGAGUUUAACCUUAGAGACAUGUGCAGAUGGGCAGAUAUGGUUAUCCGUCACAAAAUGCGGCCGUCGGAGCUGGUUUCGUUCGUUUACGCUGAUCGGAUGAGAAGUGAGGCAGAUCGCCAGAAAGUGGCUGACAUAUGUCAAGUAGUAUUUGGCGAAAAAAUGGCCCGACCUUUUCCCAAGCUCCGCCUCACGUCAGACUGGCUCCAAGUUGGUGGAUUUUUGCUACAGCGUUCAUACAAUACAGGAUUUGAAUCACUUUCAGAAGAUGUUGCCAAUCUGCGUUUGCUGCGGAGCCAAAGGAGAGUAAUUGAAAGCAUUGUCAUGUGUCUUAAUCAGGGUACAAUGUGUAUACUGGUAGGCCCUGCGGGUUGCGGGAAAACCUCGUCAGUAAAGUCGCUUUGUGCCCUUCUCGGUCGCAAACUUACGGUUCUACCCGUUACCUCAGAAAUGGAUACUAUUGAGUUACUCGGUGGCUUCGAACAGGUUGAUCUAAACCGCGCUCUUUCAGAGGUAAUCAAUAGAGCGAUUGAACAGGUUCGAUUGAUGAUUGCUUCACACCUCAACGACAACAGCUUGGGAAAGGCUGAAGUUUUGCUAAAGGGACUGUACUCACUGAGCAAAGAGUAUUCCCUCUACUGUAGCGGAACUGAGUCGACAAAGACAGAAAACCCGGUUGACGCAUUCGUUCAAAGGAUUGCUGUCGUGCGGGCAUUCGUUUCUAGGAUACCUCUAGCAUCACUGCUUCCUCAGUUGACUCGCUUGGAGGCUCUCGUCAAAGAACACAAAUCGUUGACAUGCGGGGGCCGCUUUACGUGGGUCGAUUCACCUUUCGUUCGUGCGCUCCAGAAUGGCGACUGGUUACUUCUGGAGAACGUUAACUUUUGUGCGGCUUCCGUCCUUGAUCGACUGAACUGUCUACUCGAAAAGGACGGGGUCCUAACCAUCUCUGAAGCAGGAGUUCAAGAUGGCGAAUUACGAACGAUUGUUCCUCAUCCUGAUUUCCGACUGAUUCUCACUAUGGAUCCUAGAAAUGGCGAAAUCUCUAGAGCAAUGCGUAAUCGUGGACACGAGGUAUAUAUGCUUCCCUUUGAUGACACAAUAGAUGAAUGGGAUUUCGUAUCAUUGUUAGAGGCCAAAGGCUGUUUGGACGAAGCACUGGCUAAAAAAUGUUGGUCAAUUGUGAGCAACAUUCGACACCAAAGCGUUUCGUACGGCCUGGUGAACCAGAUGGUUCGUGCAGUGGACGCGAUGGAACAAGAGUCACGUUGGGGCACUCUGACUAUUGCCGCACUCGCCAAACUUCUCGUGCGUUACAUUAAACCUUUAGUGGCUGAUUCCGAUAUUGAAGUAUUAGUUCGAUCUCACCUCAGUGGCAUAGAGCACACCAUAAAGAGUCGUCAAAGGACUGCUUCGGUUCAGAAUUAUGUUCAUGGAGGCAACAUGGCGGAACAUUUUGAAGAUUCGAUUAUUUUCUCGCAAAAGAGAAGCCAAACGGACUCAUUCGAGAUGCAACAAUUUCGUACCGGUAUGGUACAACAGCUUUAUUUCGAAAACCUAGCCUUAUCGGAUAUUCCAGUGAAACUAAGCUUCGUUCACAGUAGCAUUGUCGUCGGGAUUGUGAUGACGCUGACCAACGAGUUUUCCCAACGCCUUAGUAAUUACCCAAGAGAUCUUUGUAUUGACUAUCGAUUCAAUCCCUGUUUGGCCAAGCAGUUUCAAGCAAAAAAUCCAUGGGCAAACACAUUCGUAUUUGCACUUAUGAAAGAUGUUCUUUACGCGCAGCUGCCUUUAAAGUGCGAUAGUGAAAUCUGUGAUACAUACCUAGGCAUCAGUGCCCGUCACAAGGACACCCUACCCCACGUUUUAAUUGGAAUGCUGCCACACCUCAUUGACACUCUUGAAGGACUUCUUGAACAAAAGAAAUCUAUAAAAAUGAGUGACCAACAGCUGGUGGCAGCCAAGCGUAGCUUAUAUGGUGUAUGGCGAUUUAAACAGAAAGCCAAUCAGCCAGUACGGUUCGUCGAUCGAGAUAUCUCUGUGAUGGCUGUGGUUCUUCUAUGGGCCUUGAAGAGGCUAAUAAUUUUGUCUGAUACCAAUCGUGAAGAGAAUGACAAAAUAAUAAAAUUAGUUCGACAACUCGAAAGGCUUGUACCUGAUUUGUUCAGCCGAGCUCGAAAGUUGCGCGAAACUACCGUUCGUGCCGUGGGUAUUCCAGCUGUAAUGAAAACCCAGAGUCAGGCUGAACUGUUCCACCGAGCUCUAUCUAUUGAGUUUUUAACUAAUAACACGAGUGAACGUGUUGCUACUGAACUGGCCGACGAGGAUGAGGCAGUCGUUGCUUGUGCUAUUGAAGAACUGGAGCGAAUGUCUGCGCCCAUGAAGCAAGCAGCCAACGAAAUCAUAGUCGAUAUUGUGGAGACCGGGUCCGUAUUGCGAAAGCAAGAAAUCGAAGAUAUUGAAGACAAGCUUAAGCAAUUUGUAGAGGGCCUGCAGCGCUUUGAUAAUAACUACGUCCUAAUCGCGCCAUAUAACCAUGAUCAACGACUGCACAAGCAUCUGCGGCCUGUAUAUGAAGUACUAGACAUUCGAAGGUCAAUGGCCGCACUCAAUGCAAGCCAUCCAGAAUUCAUCCCGAAUUUUGUCGAACUUGCGGUGCGCAGUUGGAGCUGUAUGGCUGACCUUGAUGUGCACCUCAACUGGACUCCGCCACAUAUCAUUUCGACGCUCACCACAGGUGUAAGAUCUGUCAAGCAACGAAUCAUGGACGGUAAAAGAAAGAUGCAUUCGAGCGCAUUGGUUUUCAAUCACCCCGCGAUUACGCAUUGCAUAGGUCCACUAGUAGAUGCAGAGACCAACAACGCAAACCUUGACCUUGAUUACUCGCAGAUGAAGCUAAGGGAAUUAGAAGAGAUUCGUCGUUUAUUGUGGGAGUAUGUCACUGUAGAAACAAAGUUUGCUGAUCAAAACCAAAUUGCAAUGCAAAAAAUUGCAUCAGCCAUUCGACCUAUUCUCGAAGAGAACCAUGCAUCGCUAACAGAGGGAAUGGUUCAUGCGCUUUUAGCCGUAAAAACCGUAGAGCAAGAAAUCAAGGCAAAUCCACAAAAUGCUAAACGGAAUAUUCUCGUCCAACAAAUACGCGUUGCCCAUCUUUUGGUGCAAAUCUUUACACCGUUCGAUGUAAUGGAUCCGUACGAGAAAGUUGCUCUGAAAAAGGACUACCUCAGUGGAGAAGAAAGUGUAUUGGUUGAUGAACUCAGAAUACGGCAAUGGCUUCAGAUCCGAAGAACGGCUUGUGAUACUCUGGACCAACAUCCCGCAUACUUAAACAACACCGUUAUUUGUAAAGCCAUUAAUGAAAAAUUGCAAAAUCUCGAGAAACGGACUGCUUACCGACCAGAGAAGAGCCAGUAUCCAGAGAUAGCACAGGUAAUGCAGCAGUACGUAAAGCGCAACGCCAACACAGAAAUUGUGGAUAAAAUGUUAAACUGUGUCCUUAGUGGUAAAGAUGCGACGGCAACAUUCGAUACUUGGUUAAUUAAUCAAAAAUCUUUCAUUUUGACGAUGCGUCGUGCUUAUCCAUUCUAUCGAGAUAUUGUCUACCCGUUCCUGUUUGGAGCGAGCCAGCUGGUGAACUGCUUUGAGGCACUCUACAAAUUUAUACAAAACGAUCAGUCUCAAUCUACGGUAAGCGAAAUUGUUCAAUUUCCGCGUGUUGCUGUUAUUAGUUCGCCCUUGUUGAAGAACAUUACCACUUUAAUCCUGAACGAUGCUGAGAAAGGAAACACACAAGAAAACUUGCAGAAAGUCUGGAAACUAAAGUUCCGUGAGAGCAAAGCUGACUUACUCGAAGUUCUUGAUGCGCUUCGGAUGUCGUCCGGCGAUCGUGAGAAACUAAUCGGCAAGGUUGAUCGUAUUGUGAGUUGGUUGACUGCUCAAUACGCUGAAUUCGCCGCUGCCGAAGCGGAACGCGAGCUCACGAAGGACUCUUUAUAUGAAAUGAGAACCAACGAGUAUAAGGGUGAAGAAAAUGAUGAGGUACUUCAGGCGAAAGCAAUUGCCGCUAUGUUUCCCAACUUUGACGAGGUCUACGAGGAUAUCACCGAUGAUCGUGAUUUCUUAAACCAGGAGAAGCGUCUCGAAAAAUCUACCGAGCAUCAAGACAACGAAAGCUCAUCGUUGGGAAAGUUCAGCGACGAAGAUCUGCUUAUGAUCCAUCGUAUUGUUUUAGAGAUUGUCAGAACAGCCAGUAGCACAGAAAGGUCGAGCCCCGCCGAUAUUGUCUCCUGUUUGCUCGAACGUUUUCGGCUGUUCCAACUGCUUAGUGAUAACUUCAAGGAUUGGUUAAAUAUAGAAGUUGAUGAUCAGGCAGUUGCUGCGCAUCUCAUUGCCUCGGUGAGCAUGACUUGGGUAAUCUCUGGUAACGAGGAUAAGCUUCAUUCGUACGCCAAAAUUGAUAGUCGAACCGGUCAACAAGUCGACUUCUAUCGAGAUGCGAAUAUUGCCGAGAUUAUUAAAUGUCAACCGGUCCUCCAUCAAAUUAUCAGCCGUACUAAAGAAUUGCUUACCGAAUUCGAAACUCACCACGGCUUAGUGCAGGUUCUAAAAGUGAGCUAUCGCGUAUUGAGUCUGCCGAUUACAUCUCCACUCAUGAAAGUACUCGCAGGCUUGGUACGCGUGCUCACGGAAAUCGAGGAAUGGAAUAAGAAUGUUCCGCGACAUAUGAAAAUGGCAGCAGAAAUGACAAGUUUGGCCCAUUUAAUUAUCUCAUGGAGAAAGUUAGAACUAUCCAGCUGGUCUGGUCUACUAGACUCUGCUUUGGAGAAGCGAAAGGUUGAAGCGGCCAAGUUUUGGCUCAGGCUUGAGCAUGCCGUCUCUGAUCAACAUGAUGUUGUCGUCGAGGAUGCUGACGAUGCUCAACAUACUCGGCAAAAAGAGGUGGUAAGAACCGCUGUCACGCUGAUGGAGGCCACAACCACUUUAGGUGAUUUCAGCUAUAAGUUGGAGAUGUUAUCCCAGUUAGCCUCUUACGUAAAAGCGCGCAAACGAUCAGGAGACGACAAAGUUUAUAGUGCACUGUCUAACGUGCAUUCGUACUAUAUGCAAUUUCUUCCUGUUAUCGAAGAAAAGAUAGAGAGCACUCGGAGAGCGAUCAACAAGGACAUAAACGACUACAUCAAGAUUGUACGCUACAAAGACACCAGCUAUCUUGCCAUCAAGCAGUCUGCCGAGAAAAGUCAUAAAAAGCUGCACUAUUGUCUGCGAAACUUUGAGAAAGUUAUUCAGGAGCCUGCAAUUUGCUAUUUAAAACAACAAAAUGAUGCCGAUUUUGCUUCUGCUCCGAUAAGGUCACGGAAAAAGAAAAAAAUCACAGAGUUGCGAAGAAUUGAUUUGGCGAAUUUUUACGUAAAAGCAGUAGAUCUUAAGGUUCCAGCAUCACAUAACGUAGAAUACUCGAACAUUCCAUUCUAUCAUCGCCUGGCACGUAAAUAUCUUCGUGAAGCAUUUGAAGCAUCGCAUGUGCAGUCUAUUGCAGACAUUCUUGAUGAUGUGGCGUCCGAUAUCGCUGAAAAUAUGAGCAAAUUGGCAAAAGAGACCGAGAAACAGAUACGCCACGAUGAUAAACAAGCGAAGAAAAAAGCCAAAAGUCUGCUUCAACGUAAGAAGAAAAUGCUUACAACGCUGUUUCGCCAAUUAACGAAAUGUGGACUAUCUUAUCGGAAAGGUGUACUUCUAUACCAAAAGGUCAAGGCAAUAGAUCUCGUAGCGACACCGUUGCUCGAGUCGAGUGAGGUGCCUGACGCCGUUCAAGAGUAUGUCGACGAUGUGAAUGCAUAUUUUUUUAAAAGUGUUCAAAAAUAUAGCGACCUUCAGACGGCUAUGGAGAUGCCUAGUAAGGAGCUCGAAUUGUAUGUUGUGGAACGACUGCAAGGCUUUAGUAGCCAUCUUUUCGAACAGAUAACCAGCGCAAGUCAUCAUUUGAUCAAACUUAGUCGCUAUGCCUUUGAGCUGCGCAAACACCUCGUCAAGCUCAAGGAUGUUGCAGCCUGUGAGCGUAUCCCAGAGCAAGCGCAUAACGCAAUGAGAAGAACGGAGAUGCUCUCGCUGCUCCUAAAGCUAUGUUCGUGUCUGCAACAAUUUGUCGUAUUGAUAGAAACGCUACCAACAACGGAAAUGGAGACUUCAGUGAAAGUGCUUCAAACUAAAGAGUUAGCUCAAAAGACUAGAACAACCCUAGUUGAAAAUAUCACCGCUAUUCAAGAGCGCAUUCGGCUAUUUGAGGCGAUGGAUCCUGCACCGCUAUCUGAAAGAGAAGUAUUAGUCCUUGAUGAAACGGAAACGGUUCUUAGGGGUAUGCACUUAAAGCUUAAUUUUGUCAUCAGCAGCCUUGAGGCUGGGAAGGCCAAUUGCAUUACUUCGCCUUACUACGAUCUUCUAAAAGAUAUUUCUCGGACACUAAAAGCUACUCAGCGGAGGACGCUGGAAGAGGAUGAUGCCAAGGCAGCACUGCGCUCAGUAGAUGAGGCGAUGACGAAAUGCCUUAAGAAAGUACUUCUCACGGUUCAGAAUGUCUUUAAGGCGUAUGAACAGACGCCUGUGCUGGACCAGGAUGACAAUACCACCAAUAUUCUUAACAUGCUUGUCAACGAGAAGGUGAAACUUCUUGACAACUUCGACUUGCAAGGAGUACUUCGAAGCUUCACAACUUUCCAACAGAAGCUUGUAUGGUUGAACGUCGAAAUUCCAUCAAACAAUCUUAGUUCUUUCACGGCGUUUAUGGAGAACUUUUCGUUGAAUUUCGAGCAUGCGUUUGCUUGUGCUGUUAAAGCUCAACGAGCAAAAUUGAAGCUCUUGUACCUAGUUCUAUGUGUGAGUGUUCAGUUGACGCAGAAAGGAUUUUGCAUCCCCGAGGAAUUCCGCGAUGAUCUUAUGAAAGAAGGUGCCACCCAGUUGCAAGAUAUUGAGGACGGCGGCCUCGGAGAAGGUGAAGGACAAAAAGAUACAUCUGACAAAAUUGACUGCGAGGACCAGCUCGAAGAAGCCCACCAAAAAGAACAAAAGCCCCACGAAAAAAAUGAAGAUGAAAACCAGAAGGACAUUGAUGACGAAAAGGAGGGCAUCGAAAUGAGCGAAGAUUUUGAUGCAAAGGCCCAGGGCCCUGAUGAGAUAAAUAUAGACCAAAAGAACGAUGAAGAUAAGGACGAAGAACAAGACGAGGAUCAGCUCGAUGAUCAGAUGGGUGACGUCGAGAAUAAUAAUCCCUUUGAUCUUGAUAAAAAGAUGUGGGAUAAAGAACAGGACGAAGAAAAUCAAGAUCUCAGUUCAGAUGACGAUGCCCAAGGUGGGGAAGAGUUGCAGGAAGAAAGUCAGAUGGUGGCUAAAGACGACAAAGCAAGAGAAACCGAAAAAGAUUCGAAAAGCAAAGAUGAAAAGCCAUUCCCAGACGAAGAUGACGAAAACCAAAUUAACGAGAUGGAUGACGAGUACGAAGGUGAAAAGGAAGACCCAUACAAAAGUGGCAAACAGGCGGGUAUGGAUGAGGAUAACGAAGUUGAAGAUUUCCAGUUGCCUGAAAACCUAAUAGAGACAGAAGAAAUGGAAGAAGAAGGUAGUGAAGGUAAAGACGACGCAGAUGACAUCAGUGAUCGAGGCAAGGCCGAAAACGAUGAAGACACUGAAGCUCCUGCCGAUGAAGAGCUAUCUGACUUGCCAGAAGAAGUUAAUGAGCCUGUGGACGAUGGCGACCCUUCGAAGGCUGAGCAAGAAGAAGAAAAAAUCGAGAAUCCUGAUAGCAUUGAAGACAAACGCGACGCCAGUGUUGAUGAUGCUUUAGAUAAAACUGAUAAAAACGUGCCUCAGAUCAUACACGCAAAGGGCGAUCGAAGUGCAGCGCAAACCGCCGAGCAACCUGUUGACCAGCGAGGGGAAUGUAUGCAGACUAGCGAAGAUAUAGAUGGCUCAGGUGAAGGUCAAAGUUCCUCCGCGAAUACGGAGGAUAUGGGCAAUACGACGGACCGCGCUCGCGAGGACGCGUCGCAGACUAAGGGUGCGUCUCGGGAAAAGCAAAAAAAAUCUUCAAAUGAACGCAAGAUUGCUUUACAAAUGCCACAACAUAAGGACCUUAUCAACGGCAACAUUUCGCAAGCUGUCGACCACGAGAAGCAGUCCGGUUUAGAGAAAGGAAGCGAAUUCGAACAUCAACACAAAGAUGACGAAAACGCUGACAUUGAAGAGGUGGCAGUUGAUAUGGCUACCGAUGAACAGGCUGAAAAAACCCAACCGGUUGCAGCCAAUGAAACAGAACAGGCUGAAUCGGAAGGUAGCGAUUCGGGCAUGGAGGAUAUUGGUGUGAAUGAUUCCGAGGACCCAAUGAGUGUCGACGACCAGGAGGCUAACGAUAAGCGCAAGGAGCAGACGUAUCAGCAACAGCAGCGGACUAAAGAUAAGGGGAAAAUACCGAAGUUGCCGAAGAGCGAACCAGGCCCAGAGGGUGAAGCGCAGUUCAAGAAUGGGGAUCUUGUACGUACACAAACAGUGCAGCGAGGCAACCAGGCCGUCGUCGAGACACGCACUGAUCUUCUAUUUGAAAAAGUUGAAGCAGUCAAUCUGGGAGUUCAGGCUAUAUGCCCAGAAGAAUUUUCGUGUGAUUUGGCCGAAUGUAGACGCGUAUGGGCAGAAGCAGAAAAGAGUGUAUCUUUAUUGGUGCAGGAGCUGUGUGAGCAGCUCCGUCUUGUGCUAGAGCUGACGAAAGCGUCGAAGUUUAAAGGAGACUACAGAAGUGGCAAAAGAUUGAAUAUGAGAAAGGUAAUUGAUUACGUCGCUAGCGGAUUCCGGAAGGAUAGAAUCUGGAUGAAACGCACAAAACCUAACAAACGCCAAUACCAAAUCCUGCUUGCUGUCGAUGACUCCGCUUCGAUGUCUGAUUCGAAAGCAAAGGAAAUGACUUUUGAAACGGUUGCACUCCUUGCUAACGCUCUGAAUUUUCUCGAGGCUGGAGAGUUGUCUGUUGCUUCUUUCGGAGUAAACGUUAGCCUCGUUCAUCCGUUAGGUGAAUCGUGGAUAUCAGACAGUGGUGCUCAUCUUGUCAGAAGUUUCACCUUUUCACAGACUGAGACAAGGGUGUCAAACCUCAUCUCUUUCGCAACAGACAUGUUCGAAAAGAGCAGAUCCAGUAUUAACGGUAAUCCAGUACAAAGAGAAACUGCCCAGCUUUUGAUCAUCGUAUCAGAUGGCCGUCUUAUGUCAGAGGGCACUGAAUUAGUUAAAGGAACAAUCCGAAGAGCUAGAGAAAACGGGAUUUUCAUUGUCUACCUUCUCCUGGAUAAUCCCACUGCGAUUCAGGGUUCCAUCAUGGAGAUGCAAAGGGCUUCUUUCGAUGCCACUACACAACAACCGAUUCUUUGUCGAUAUAUGGAAUCAUUUCCGUUUCCUUUCUACGUAGUCCUCCGUGAGCUUGACUCGAUGCCGGUUGUGCUCGGAGAAGCUCUCCGACAAUGGUUCGAACUUGUCACUGGAAAGUAGAAUAUUAAUUUAAUUCUCUAAGGAUUUCAUUAGCAGUGUGAAUGUGGAUGAUGUAAUAAUAUUAAACAGAGGGAACAUAUGUCGUUAAAAGCUUAAGGUAAUGGUAUCUAAUAGGGUGUGAUAGUAAUAGGAAAAAUGUCGUAUAAAAUGGCGAUAAAAAUUAUUGAUAAACAGAAUCAUUAAAGUGAAUGUGAUUGUUUUCGUUCUAGCAGAAGGUGAAAAUACAUAUACAUUAAGAUGUCUAAAUGGAAGGGGACUAUUGCUUAAUAUGUUGUUAUUUUUCAAAGAUGCAGAAUAGUGUGUUUGGUGUAACUUUUAUUUUUUAUAUGCAUCAUCGAGUUAUAGUGACAGGCGUUGCAAAAUAAAGCGACUUGCUUAUUUUCAAUAUUCUUUCUUAAUAGACGUAAAAGAGUUAUGUAAACGAUUACAUUUUUGCGUGGGAUAGUUAAUGACCGUGAGAUUAAAUUUGGAACCCUCAGUGACCGACCCUUACGCAGUCCUUCGCUUCCUGUAUAUAUAUAUUAUGUUACAUCAAUGAUCCGAGUACAUGGCUGUAUGUAUGUACGUGCGUGGAUGUUUGUCUCGUAUGGUUAAUGAACGAGAUGUAACGUGCGUAAAUAAUAAACAAAUAAAACGAUCAUAACAUUGUAAAUGCUCAAAGAACAAUGGAUACAAUGAUUAACAAUCAUGUAAUGUGCAAAAGUACAUAUUGACUCAACGUCACAUGCUUUCAAGAUUUAACUAAUAUCAUAAUUAUGUUAUUUAGUGAUCUUAACGCAAGGUAUUUACAAGGUUUUCAUUCCAUUUCAACAGUAGACGCGAACUUGCUAACAAACUAUUACUAUUAAGCAAAUGUUCUGUGUGAUUCUCAUAGUGAGUUAGUCUGCUUGCGGUGUUUUCUAAUCUAGAAUGGGAGAACGGGAAAAGUUAGCUUUUGAUAAUAUCUAGUGGAAAUGAGUUGUACAAAAAGUAAUUGCUAUUAAAAAAAAAGUCGAGAUAUGCGAGGAGUCGAACGAUGACGAAAUAUUAUGUCAUUAUUAUAUUAUUAUAUGUAGGGGUCUGCAAAAUAAUAGAACUGCAUGGCAACCUAAGACAGGAUUCAUUCGUAGUUGUGUUUUGUCUAAUGUUAUUUAAUAACAGCUCGUUACAUAUCUAAUACGUAUUUUAGGUUGA